UAUAAUAAGGGUUUGGGGAAAAUGAUUGGUGUUGAAGCUCUGUACUCUGAUUUUCAUUUAGAAGGCGGGGAGCUGUUGGUAUUUGAGUUUGCAGGUGACGGUAAUUUCAACGUAUAUAUAAUUGGGAGGGAUUUUUGUGAGGUCGAGUAUCCAAAUGUUGUUCAUGCACUACAGGAAAUUGGUCCCCGAAAAGUGUCUCUUGUGAAGGGAGGGCUGAAGUUUGUGAAGUUUGUAACUGAGUCUGAACCUAUAGUGGAUUAUAUGGUUGCACCAAUUUCCUUUGCUGAACGUUGUAUUCAUCCACUGUCCUUGAAAUGCUUUGUUAGAUAUGUACUGCCCAAUGGGAAAAAGAUUAAUGGGUUGUAUGAUGAAUUAACAUACAAAUUCUCUGGAUUACAAACAAUACCAGAGUUAUUAGGCAAUGCUGAUUUGAACUCUUUUAACAUGUUGUUGUUGAGUUAUACGGAAGGUGCUCACUUGACAAUAAGUAUCUUUGAUGACAACUUUGUUGAGGUUUUCUUCCCUGGCAGCCCUCUAUCUACUGUUCCUUCUUUGCUGGCACCAGUUGUAGAGAGUAGUUUUCGGAUUAAGGUUCAACCCUACAUGCUUCUGAAAUAUUGCCAUGGCGUGGACAUCCCUGCACAGCACAGAGAUUUGUGGAACAUGUGGUCUAGGAGCGAGUACAUUACUGUGUAUUCUGGGACUGCAGCAUGGAAACGCAAGAUCAGGCACCGCACAGACUGGAAGUGCACAACAAUUCAUGAUGGUUGGGUUGCUUUUCGAAAGGAUAUGGCUCUCGAAGUUGGCGAUACUUGCAUAUUUGAGUGCCCAGUGGACUCAUUUUGUCAUUUCAGCGUUCGUGUUGUGAAAUCUGGACAGUGACUGUUGUUGAAUGUGGUGUUCUUUUGCCUAACUGUUGUCCGGAGACACAGGUUUCAGUGUUAGACGCUAGUGGUAGAUUGUGUUAAGUAUGUCUGAUAUUGUGAGAAGUUAUCAUGUGAAAUAGGUUAUGAUGAAUGGUUGAGCCUAAAA
Daucus carota subsp. sativus is the source of this 1032-nucleotide messenger RNA. RefSeq lists its product as uncharacterized. Lineage: Eukaryota; Viridiplantae; Streptophyta; Magnoliopsida; Apiales; Apiaceae. The transcript is spliced from 5 exons. Bases 22 to 882 code for a protein of 286 amino acids. The record is from RefSeq and is a predicted model, not a curated record.